This is a messenger RNA of Papaver somniferum (opium poppy), 2853 nucleotides long. RefSeq names its product mitogen-activated protein kinase kinase kinase YODA-like. The transcript is spliced from 13 exons. Lineage: Eukaryota; Viridiplantae; Streptophyta; Magnoliopsida; Ranunculales; Papaveraceae. Bases 251 to 2548 code for a protein of 765 amino acids. Gene Ontology annotation, molecular function: ATP binding; protein kinase activity. Gene Ontology annotation, biological process: protein phosphorylation. The record is from RefSeq and is a predicted model, not a curated record.
UUAUUAUCCAAAGCUUCCGAUAGACAAGAAUAUGUAUCAAACAAAACAUGCACAGACAAAAACAUUACUGGAUAAAGUUCUGAUCCACUGAAAUCAGUCAAUCAUUUGAGUGAACAAAAGAAAUAAUUCCUUUCGAUUUAUCUUCAUUCAGUUCACUUAUUCUUUCUGAUGACGAUGAUGAGAACAAGAAAUCUUAAAUUACAAUCUAAUUGGGUUUCAAUUUUCUCUCGGUAAAAAACACAAACACAUCAUGGGUGACAAUCCUUCACCACUAGAACAACAGCAACAACUCCUAAAGAAGAUUCAGGAACUUGAAGCAGGACAUGCUCAUCUCCAAGAUGAAAUUACCAAAUUGACUCUCUCUGCUAGACCAGGUCACAGGAACAACAAUCAGAGGUCUCACUCUGUAUCACCACAAAGAUCCAGAUUUUCAAGAAGAGGUGGUGAUGAAGAAAGGAAUAGGGGGAACUCUGGUCAAUGGAAAAUGGGUUCUGCUUCAUUUGGACAUUCUCCUUUACAGAGAGUCAAUAGUAGUAAUAGUAUCAGUAGAAGAAGACCUAGUGCUGAGUUUUCAAAUCCUAGUAAAGGAAGUGAAACUGCUGUUGUUAGUUUUAGUAAUAAACAGUAUCUUAAUAUCUUGCAGUCCAUGGGUCAAUCUGUUCAUAUCUUUGAGCCUAAUGGUCGCGUAAUUCACUGGAAUCAAAUGGCUGAGAGCCUCUAUGGUUAUUCUGCAUCAGAAGCGCUUGGUCAGGAUAUUCGCACUCUUAUUGUUGAUUCCAGAGACUGUGAUGAAGCUAAUCAAAUAGUGGAGAGGAAUUCCUUAGGGGAGAAUUGGACUGGACAGUGUACUGUCAAGAAUAAACAAGGGGAAAGGUUUCUUGUCCUUGCAACCAAUACGCCGUUCUAUGAUGAUAAUGGUAGUUUGGUUGGGAUUAUUAGUGUAUCUGGAGAUACUCAGCCCUUUCGAGAGGUUGUAUUCCCAUCUUCUGAAAGAAAAUUUCCAGAAGUGUCUACCAGGAGUAGUCCAACUAGUAAUACUGGUGUUGAUUCUCAACAACCUCUGCAAGUUAUGAUUGCCUCAAAGAUUUCGAAUCUGGCGUCCAGAAUGACCAAUAAAGUCCGAUCGAAAAUGAAGACGAGUGAUAACACCUUAGAAUACGAAACGCGUGAUGCAAAUUCAAAUAGCCAACAUUUUGAUCGUUGGGAGGUUCCAUGUUCCAGUGGAGCUAGCUCGCCUAGGGGAGACUUAUCCUCGACUCCCUUCGGUGGUCAUUCUCAGGGUUCUCUAAGAUCCCAGGAACAGCCCACAGGACAUUCUGGUGAUGAUGGUGAUGGGAAGAUUGGGAUCCACAUGAGAAUAACCUCCAAGGCAGAGGCUUGGAUUGGCAAGAAGGGGAUAUCCUGGCCAUGGAGGGGAAGUGAACAGGAUGGGUCAGUAGCAAGGACUACACGUGAUGUUACGGUUUUGAAUGAUGAACAUGAAAUUGAUGAUCAGCAGAAGAGUUCUGAUACCAUUGUAAAGCCGGAAAUCCAGGUUGUAGGUAGGAAUCAAUUUGAAAAUGAAGCCCCUGGUUCUUGGUCUUCUUCUCUGAAUGCUACCAGCUUAAGCAGUGUAAGCACUAGUGGUAGUAACAGUAGCAGUGGUAUUCGUGAAGUUGAUAGGGAAACAUGUUCGUUGGAUUAUGAUAUUUUGUGGGAAGACUUAACGGUUGGAGAACAAAUAGGGCAAGGUUCAUGCGGCACUGUGUAUCAUGGUCUUUGGUGUGGCUCGGAUGUUGCAGUAAAGGUAUUUUCAAAGAUCGAGUACUCGGAUGAUUUGCUGCGUGCCUUUAGACAAGAGGUAUUACUUAUGAAGAGGCUGCGACAUCCAAAUGUGCUACUUUUUAUGGGGGCAGUAGCAUCACCUCAGCAUAUGUGCAUUGUCACCGAGUUCCUGCCACGUGGAAGUUUAUUUCAGUUCCUUCAAAGGAGCACCCAGAAAUUAGAUUGGAGGCGACGUGUUCUCAUGGCCUUGGACAUUGCACGGGGUAUGAAUUAUCUUCAUUGCUGCAACCCACCUAUUGUCCACCGAGACUUGAAGUCGUCAAAUCUAUUGGUUGAUAAAAACUGGAAUGUGAAGGUCGGAGACUUUGGUCUCUCAAAACUCAAACAUCAAACAUUUCUCUCAACACUGACUGGAAAAGGAACGCCGCAGUGGAUGGCUCCCGAGGUUCUCCGUAACGAGCGCUCAGAUGAGAAGUCUGAUGUAUAUAGCUAUGGAGUAGUAUUGUGGGAAAUUGCCACGCAGAAGAUUCCUUGGGAUAACUUCAACUCAAUGCAGGUAGUUGGAGCUGUAGGCUUCAUGGACCAACGACCUGACAUCCCAAAAGAAAUGGAUCCACGAUGGGUAUCCAUAAUUGAGAGCUGCUGGCACAGUGACCCAAAAUGCCGACCGACAUUCCAGGAACUCCUAGAGAUAUUAAAAGAUCUGCAGAGACAGUAUUCCGUUAAAGCCCAAGCAUCCCGCGUAGCACAAGGUCGUAGUACUACAUUGGCACCAGAUAUUUGAACUCCGAUUUUAUCUAUAUAUGGAUAGUAUCAUCAGCACCUAAAAGUUCAGGUGUACAAAUGGAUUCAUCUUUGUCAAUUAGGUUGUCCCUUGCAACCUCAUAAGCUCUAAUUGGAGCUUGUGCUUUUAUAUAUAGCAUUAUAUAUGAAAAUCGCAUCAUACAUGUAUGCUUGUGCUUUUGUAUGUUGGCGCAUAAGCAUCAAAUAUUUUUGUUGUAACAAAACAAAAAUAUGUCUCCGCACUACCUGGUGAAAUCGCUUGAAAAUGAUCACCAUUUAAUCAGUUUGUUUCUUGUUCUCCUUGAA